Molecule: messenger RNA, 1059 nt
Organism: Daucus carota subsp. sativus
Lineage: Eukaryota; Viridiplantae; Streptophyta; Magnoliopsida; Apiales; Apiaceae
Product: large ribosomal subunit protein uL5c
Exons: 3
Coding region: 104-886 (260 amino acids)
Biological process (GO): translation
Cellular component (GO): ribosome
Molecular function (GO): RNA binding; structural constituent of ribosome
Source: RefSeq, a predicted model, not a curated record
CAUCUCGUUCCCCCUUGGCUCCCUGCUACUUAUCCACACUAUCAUCAUCUUCUUGUUGUAAAACAACGAUAUCCAAAGCAUAAUAAGCAGCUAGCCCACAACUAUGGCGUCUCCGGCGCUUCUCCACUCAUCUGCCUCGUCGUUUCACAGCCAUUUUCCGGCGCUUUCUUCGAGGGGUUCUCUCCGUUUACCUGGCCGCCACAGUUUGACGGUGAAGGCUGAAACAAACAUAGUCCUGGUUGAGAAAUCCCAGGCGGAAACGACCAGUCGCUUGAAAAAAUCCUAUCUUGAAACCAUUGUUCCCCUUCUUAAAGAUGAGUUUUCUUACACUAACAUUCAUCAGGUUCCUAAAGUUACGAAAAUUGUUGUAAAUUGUGGUAUUGGAGAUGCGGCUCAGAAUUCUAAGGGUCUGGAUGCGGCAGUUAACGAGCUGGCACUGAUUACUGGACAGAGGCCUGUAAAGACACGUGCAAAGAAUGCUAUUGCUACUUUCAAGAUCAGAGAAGACCAGCCAUUAGGGAUUGCUGUCACUUUGAGAGGAAAUGUGAUGUACUCAUUUCUGGAUAGGCUAAUUAACUUGGGGCUUCCUAGGACAAGGGACUUUCAAGGUGUGAGCCCCAACAGCUUCGAUGGCAAUGGCAAUUACAGCAUUGGUUUUCGCGAGCAAAGCGUGUUUCCUGAGAUUAGUUAUGAUGCCCUUGGCAAGCCGAGAGGAAUGGAUGUUUGCAUAUCCACAACAGCUCCAACAGAUAAAGAAGCUCACAAACUUCUAGCUCUUAUGGGAAUGCCAUUCAGAGAAGGUGCUGUUUCCUCGAAUGUGGUGCGCAAGAAGAAGUUGAAACGUCAUCAUUUCGACUCCAAGGCAAAGCAGAGGGCUAGAAGAUAACAAUCUUUUCACUGGAUAUGUGAUUCAUAAGAAAUCUCACCUGUAAUUGCUUAAGUUUUGUUGGACUAUCAGAUCAAUUUACCAUUUGUACGAAUAUUAUAAAUUUGACUUUUGCUGUAUGAGAAUUGAAACAUCACAAGCUGCAAGGGUGUUAUAAAAUUGGUGUUUAUGCA